Messenger RNA from Scatophagus argus, 1092 nucleotides. RefSeq lists its product as uncharacterized. The transcript is spliced from 6 exons. The record is from RefSeq and is a predicted model, not a curated record. Lineage: Eukaryota; Metazoa; Chordata; Actinopteri; Scatophagidae. Bases 110 to 817 code for a protein of 235 amino acids.
CAGCUGCAAAGUGAAGCUACGGCCGUGCGUGAACGAGACUUGGCUCAGCGGUGUUUCCAGCCACCACAGGUUUGGGUCUUCCGAGAGGCGUCGGUGCAACCGGAAGCUGAUGGAUUCGUCCAAACAAGGCUCGUUUUACCUGAGAAGUACCUCAGCGCUUUCUCUCAAUGAGCGCUUCUCUCAGGUGCUGCUGGAGCAGGUGACCCGGUCCAGGAUGGUGACCUUUGACCCCGUCCUGCUGCAGCAGAGGAAUGUGUGCCGCCCCUCGCCGCCGGUGGUCUUGUUGGUGAAGGGAGAGACGCCAUCGCUGCCUGUCGUGCAGACUCGUGACUCGUCCUCGUCCGUGAGGCUGAAGCGGCGUCCGAGGAGGAGGAGGAGCGUCUGGACUCGACUCGGCUGGCAGCGGGCGACUCGCCGCCUCUCGGCCUCCAGACCCAGAGGCUUCUGGAGCUUCAGGAACAAGUACAGAUGGAGAGCUGGGUUCGCCUGCAGGCGACCAGGUCACCUGCGCCGUCGGCUCGGCCGGCGCCUCCUCCUGGCGAGGAGAAACGUCCAGAAAGUGACUGCAGGGCGAACACGGCUCAGUGGGCACCUGCAGAGGGGCGGGGCCACAGCUUACAGGAGGCGUGGCCUGAGUAGAGCUGACGCACCAACCAAGAAGCAGCUGGACGCACAGCUGGAUGACUACAUGUCCAUGUCCAAGAGCAGAUUGGACAAAGAACUGGAUGACUACAUGUCCAUGUCCAGGAGGUGUCUGGACGCUCAGCUGGACGAGUACAUGUCGAUGGCCGGACAGGUGGACCUGAAGUGGGACUGAGUCGGGGGGUGGGGGGUUUAUGAAGAUGAUAAAGAAGCUGUGACCUUAGUUUUGUCUCUCAGGGGAGUUUCAGGUGUGUUGAAGCAGGAAGUUGAGGUUUUUUUUAGCACUCUGAGGGGUUUGCUGUUUUUUGUUGUCGUCUGUUGACCUGCUCUGAUGGAGCCGCGAGUACUUCACUGUCCUCUCUGUGUGUUGGAACUUGUUUGUGUUACUGAGGCUCCACUUUUGUUCGCAGCGUUUAACAACACGUUUUAAUAAAAGCUGUUCCCUGCUCA